AUGAUGACUUGUAUUAAAUGUAAAAAACGAACAUGUAUAUUUCAUCGUAUAAAAUGGCAUGUUGCAAUGACAUGUAAACAAUAUGAUCAAUGGAAAACUUCAUCUACUGACUUUGAUACACUUACAUGGUUGAAAAAAAAUUCAAAAAAGUGUCCAAAAUGUCAUUCAUAUAUUGAGAAAAUUUCUGGAUGUGAUCAUAUGAUAUGUAAAAAAUGUCAACAUGAAUUUUGUUGGGAAUGUUUUGCUGAUUAUAAAAAAAUUCAAAAAGAUCGUUUAAACAAUCAUAUGAAUAGUUGUAGUCAUUAUCGUCGUUCUAAUCAAUUGUAUACACCGGUUAAUACACAAAGAUCAUCAACUUGUAAUAUUUCCUAA
This is a messenger RNA of Adineta steineri, 372 nucleotides long. The record is from the annotation of a GenBank genome assembly. NCBI's taxonomy places the organism in Eukaryota, Metazoa, Rotifera, Eurotatoria, Adinetida, Adinetidae.